CUUCUUUUUCUAGCUCCAAUUUGGUGCGAUUGGCGAUCUCGACGUUUGCUCACUACAAAUGGAAUUCUAAAUGAAUUACGAUAUUGCUGUGAUAUUAUCCGGUUUCGAGCUGUGGUACUUGCUCCGAUUGUUGAGGAAAUAAUCUUCCGAGGCUGCAUUCUCUUCCAACUUCAACGUCAAUUCCAAACUUGUGGAGCUCUCUGUCUCUGCUCUGGUCUUAUUUUUGCAAUUGCACAUUUACAUCAUGUUGUUGAGAUGCUUUACUUAGGCUAUCCCCUCAAUAUGGCUCUCUCCGAAGUCUUGCCACAAGUAUUGAUGACUGCAAUAUUCGGUGUGUAUUCGACUCUGAUUGUUCUCCGAAGUGGUCAUUUGAUUGCCGCAUGCAUAAUGCCUAUUCAGCCUACGUACGAUUCCGCUUUUGCAGAACUGGGUGCUUUCUUGAAAGCUAAAAGUCCACUGACUGCAGAAAACGCCUUUGUUCCUCUUUCCAAUCGUAUUAAAUAUGUGGACUACUGUGCGCAUCUAAUUCGUUGUCUUCAAUCAAUGAUUAACGAUGCCAAUUUUGAUAAAAUUGACGUUGCCACUUUCUUUAGCCGAGUGAUUCGACUUCUCAAGUGUCUUAUGCCGCUAAAAAUGAAAUCUGAAUUCCUUGGCGAUAAACCACCCGUCAAAUCGGAGCAGGCAAAACGAGUAAAAAUAUCGGCUCUGCGUCAUGCACUUACACGAACUUGGGGGAAGCUACUGGAGAAGGGACUUCCAGACGACCUUAUGCUUGAGGCUCUAAUUACUCUUGGUGACGAUCAAAUGGAAAAGAUGACGGACACAGCACAAUUGCUCGGUCCCUACAUUACAGUCAUUUUCGAUCCACCAGCCAGUUCGAGUGCCGCUUCGCUUCCCUCUUGGUCUCGUGCCGUGACCCGUGCUCUUCUCAAGGUCAUUCACACAGGUGGUCUCAAUUAUGAUCGCCUUUAUCCCCGCCUCUAUGCACUCUUGGGCCAAGAUCUUUUGGUCUGUCCAUAUGCAGACCGCUUUCUACUUGAUCUAGAUAUAUAUCUUACCUCAAUACAUGUACCCGCAGGAUGGUUGUCAGCUUUCUCAAAACGUCUUUUCCAGCUAAGCCUGUUUGGAACAGCUCCAUUGUCAAUUAUGCCAGCUCUGAUCACAGUUGGUGGCAAUGUUCUGAUUCGCCAUCUUCCUUGUCGUGUUCUCAUUGAUCGAAGUGGUAGUCAGGACGAAAAUGCACCUACAAUGGCAGAAUGCGGUCCAGGUGGUGAUCCUUACGUCUAUCAUCCUGAAGAUCUGGCGAGUGAUGGUUCGGCUGCUCUUGCUAGUAGUCUUUGGGAGUUAGCCUGUCUCGAAUGCCAUUAUCAAUCAGAUAUCGCUACUCUUGCCUCUCGUGUUCGUCACAUUGCUUCAAAUAACGGUAUGAACCUUCUUCCCGAUGUCAAAAAUCAGCUCGAGUCCGGCAAACAGCUACAGGUUGGCGUGGAACGAGCUUCAAAUCAGUACAUGUCUGUGUUAGAGAUGACUAAUGCUCGAAUGCCGAAUCUUACGCCUCUGGAAGGGUGGUUGAUGCCAACUGAAAAUUCCAAAGCCUUGGCCUAG
Molecule: messenger RNA, 1605 nt
Organism: Rodentolepis nana
Lineage: Eukaryota; Metazoa; Platyhelminthes; Cestoda; Cyclophyllidea; Hymenolepididae
Source: the annotation of a GenBank genome assembly